GAAUCGCCCUACGGAUUACUUAACUGAGACCAAGGCACUCAUUUGAAUUGAGAGUGACAUCUUGAGCGAGCGGAAUCAAGAGGUAACUUACAGCGUUGAUAGGCACUACUAAGAUAUUGACCGCUCAUACAAUGGGCGAGGCAAACACAGAGUCCCUUAUCCCGUUCUCGGAAGCCACAAGAAUCGAACGGCUCGACUCACAUGUCUACCGGGCCCAUCUGAUCGACUCGUUCUGCAUCGGCACUGUUCCCAAUGGAGGCUACGUGGCAACCUGCCUACUCCAAGCGGCGGGCAUGCAUCUCGCGCAGCGAACAGGCCAAAAGGACGUGCUGAACGCGCACUUCCAGUUCCUGAACCGCACCGAGACGGGGCCAGCCAUCAUCGUCAUCGAGGAUGUCAAGCUGGGCCGGCAGCUAUCCACACUGCACGCGACGCUGUACCAGCACGCCCUCCUCCCGGAGGCGCCAUGGAUCACGGCGGGCUCGACGCGCAAAGAAGUGGCCGCGUACCUGACCAUGGCCGACCUGCGCAAAGAGCGCGGCCUGUCGCUGCCGACGUCGUUCAUCACUAGCCUGCAGCAGCAGCACCCCGUCGCGGCGGCGGCGCCCCCGCGGCCGGACUUUGCCGCGCUCAAGAGGGAAGACGGCGAUGCGCACUGGGCGCGCUACCGUUUCCCGCGCGGCAGUCCGCUGGCGCACUCGCGCUGCCUGCGCAACACGGUCUACUACGACCUCCGCGGCAGCGGCGGCGGCGGCGGCGGCGGAGGACAACAGCCCCCCGCCGCCAGGAGGAGGACGGUCAUCGACAAGUGGGUGCGUCUCGCGUCCGGGGAGCGGUUCACGUCCGCCUCGCUGGCCUUUGUGGCGGAUUGCUGGCCGUAUGUGGUUGAGGAGUGGCGGCCGACUGAGCAGGAGGCGGCGGAGGCGGCGGCAAGGAGCGGGGGGGAGGAGGAGGAGAGUGUUGCUGUUGUUGUCCCCUUUGCGCCGGACGCCAGGUUCUGGUACCCGACGGUGGUGCUCAACCUCGAGGUGAAGAAGGCGCUGCCGGAGGAAGGCGUGGAAUGGUUGCAGCUGCGGAUCCAGAGCAAGCAGAUCAAGCAGGGGCGGUUCGACCUCGAGGUGCUGAUACUGGAUGAGGAAGGAGAUCUGGUUGCGCUCAGUUACCACGUCAACUUGAUACUUGGGAGCGAGCGGAAUAUGGCGGAGAGGAGGAGGAGGAAAGAGCCGACGAGUCGCAUGUAGUGUAGUUAGUUCGGAACAGUUUCAACUAGGUGGGGGGACUCCUGUGAGUCAUGCCCGCCCUGAUUGAGUUUCCUUUCUCCCCC
Molecule: messenger RNA, 1324 nt
Organism: Chaetomium strumarium
Lineage: Eukaryota; Fungi; Ascomycota; Sordariomycetes; Sordariales; Chaetomiaceae
Product: thioesterase-like superfamily-domain-containing protein
Exons: 2
Coding region: 132-1241 (369 amino acids)
Source: RefSeq, a predicted model, not a curated record